Marmota flaviventris (yellow-bellied marmot) is the source of this 890-nucleotide messenger RNA. Lineage: Eukaryota; Metazoa; Chordata; Mammalia; Rodentia; Sciuridae. The record is from RefSeq and is a predicted model, not a curated record.
AUAAACUUAAAACCGAGCGGUGGGGCUCGGUCGCGCGGCAGCGGCAGCGGAGGCCUUUUGGUUCUGCAGCACGUGACGGUCGGGCCGCCUCCGCCGCUGUCUUCACUGCAGCGCGGGGCCAGGUGUGCGGGUGCGAGAAGGCGCAGGCACUGCUGGUGGUCCCCGGGAGGCUCGAGAUCAUGGAAGGGAAGUGGUUAUUAUGUAUGUUUCUGGUCCUUGGAGCUACUGUUGUUCAGGCUCAUGAUGGGCAUGAAGAUGAUAUGAUUGAUAUUGAGGAUGACCUUGAUGAUGUCAUUGAAGAGGUAGAAGACUCAAAAUCAGAUACCAGUAUGCCUCCAUCUCCAAAGGUCACCUACAAAGCUCCAGUUCCAACAGGAGAAGUUUAUUUUGCUGAUUCCUUUGACAGAGGCUCUCUGUCAGGGUGGAUUUUAUCCAAAGCCAAGAAAGAUGACACUGAUGAUGAAAUUGCCAAAUAUGAUGGAAAGUGGGAGGUAGAUGAAAUGAAGGAAACAAAGCUUCCGGGUGAUAAAGGACUUGUAUUGAUGUCUCGAGCCAAGCACCAUGCCAUCUCUGCUAAAUUGAGCAAACCCUUCCUAUUUGAUACCAAGCCUCUCAUUGUUCAGUAUGAGGUUAAUUUCCAAAAUGGAAUAGAAUGUGGAGGUGCUUAUGUGAAACUGCUUUCCAAAACACCAGAACUCAACUUGGAUCAGUUCCACGACAAGACCCCCUAUACAAUUAUGUUUGGUCCAGAUAAAUGUGGAGAGGAUUAUAAAUUACACUUCAUCUUUCGCCACAAAAACCCUAAGACGGGUGUAUAUGAAGAAAAGCACGCUAAGAGACCAGAUGCAGAUCUGAAGAUUCUAACAGGACAAUGGAAAGGUCCUGACCCA